AUGGCUUCUGAGAGAGACGCCCAAGACAAGGCAAUUGUGGUGGAGUUUAGAAUCUCCAUGCAUUGUAAAGCAUGCGAGAGAACAGUGGCUAAAACCAUCUCCAAAAUAAAAGGGGUGGAGAAAUUUACAACCGACAUGACAAAACACAAGGUUACUGUGAUGGGUCGUAUGAAUCCAAAGAAGGUCCUGAAAAAGCUUAAGAAGAAGACAGGGAAAAGGGUUGAGAUUGUUGGGGACAAUGAUGGUUCCAAUGGAGGAGAUGUUUCAGGGAAGGGAAACUCUCUGAAGGAAGGUUCUGAUCCAUUGGUGUUUGGUGAAUGGGAUCAAUGUGCAAUGUUUACAAUGUUUAGUGAUGAAAAUCCUAAUGCCUGUCUCAUAAUGUAG
This is a messenger RNA of Macadamia integrifolia, 384 nucleotides long. Its product is annotated as heavy metal-associated isoprenylated plant protein 19. Gene Ontology annotation, molecular function: metal ion binding. The record is from RefSeq and is a predicted model, not a curated record. The coding region runs from base 1 to 384 and encodes 127 amino acids. NCBI's taxonomy places the organism in Eukaryota, Viridiplantae, Streptophyta, Magnoliopsida, Proteales, Proteaceae. The transcript is spliced from 3 exons.